GUUUUUGAUGUUGGUGGCCAGAAGGCACAGCGUCGAAAAUGGAUACAUGUAUUUGAUGACGUUCACGCCGUACUCUUCAUAACUUCUCUAUCGGACUAUAACCAAACCCUUGCUGAAGAUCACACUGUGAAUCGCAUGAAGGACUCGAUCGAAUUAUUUGAUCAAAUCUGCAAUAACGAGUGGUUCUCUAGCACUGCAAUGAUUCUAUUUCUUAACAAAAUCGAUCUGUUUGCAGAAAAAAUCACACGAGUGAAUAUCACAUGUGCUUUAAAGCAUUAUAAAGUGGGGGAAAUGAAAUCCUCCAACACC
Messenger RNA from Ostertagia ostertagi, 309 nucleotides. Lineage: Eukaryota; Metazoa; Nematoda; Chromadorea; Rhabditida; Trichostrongylidae. The record is from the annotation of a GenBank genome assembly.